AUGAUGGACAUGUCCGGAGGAGGCUCCGGCCUUCCAUGGCUCGACCAGCCUGUGAUGCUUCAUUCUUCCAGAAAAGACACCUGCACAUUGAGUCCGGAGCAGUGCGCGUACCGUCGCGGCCACUGGCGAUACUGGUACGAAGCGGAUCAUGUCUACGCCUUGAACACCGUCUACUUCAUGUGUGCGACUAUCGGAGUCUUCGCCAUAGCUCACUUCCUCUCCCGGCGGGCUCCUCUGCCCUUGAAACGCAGUGCUCUCUGGCGGAAGACGACGGCUGCCAUGCGCUAUCUCUCCUAUCAGGGAUACCAGGUACCAUCCUUGCGGUACUGGUCGCCGUCUCUGGGUGUGAUGCUCCUCGGGCUGGUGGGAUUUGUUUUCUUCUUCGCCAUGACCCUUGGCCCGAAGCCAUACUACUGGCCUAAUACGGCUAAAGUCUCCUAUGGAAGUAGUCCGCCGAUCGCGACGAGAACGGGGUGGAUGGCCUUGGGCCUUCUUCCUUUUGUGCUGAUCCUGGGAACAAAAGCGAAUCUCAUCUCGGUGUUGACGGGUGUACCGCAUGAAAAGCUUCAGGUCUUCCAUCACUGGGCCAGCUACGCCAUGUUCGUCCUGGCGUUGAUCCACACCUUUCCCUUCAUCAUCGUCCAUAUCGACAAGGGCGAUAUGGUCAAGCAGUGGAAGACGUCGCUCACCUACUGGACUGGAGUUGCGGCGCUGAUUCCCCAGGCGUAUUUGACCGUCAUGUCCUUGCCAGCUAUCCGAAACCGAUACUACGAGUUCUUCAAGGCGACGCAUGUCACCGUGGCACUGCUCUUCGUCCUCUUCUUCUUCUUCCACUGCGACUUUCGGCUCACAUCUUGGGACUACUUCAUCGCCGGCGGCGCCCUCUACCUCUUCAGUCUCUGCGCAGCAUACGUCCGCACCACCCUCCUCCACGGCCGCCACAAAGCCACCCUCGACGUCCUCCCAUGCGGCCUGGUCCGCAUCAAGAUCCCCACCUUCAUAACCUGGUCCCCAGGCCAACACAUCUUCCUCCGGUUCCUAAAUCCCUCCCAGCUCGGCCUGCACUCUCUAACCGCCCACCCGUUCACCAUCACCUCCAUCGCCCACAACCCAGCCUCCCUGCCUAAACCCAACGAACUAGUCUUCUACAUCAAACCCCGCGGAGGGAUCACAGCUCGACUCGCCAGCCUCGCCGCACAGCGCCCAGGCACCGAGCGCACCGUGCUGCUCGAAGGUCCCUACGGCGGCCUCGCUGCAUCCAACGACCUCGCAAGAUUCGACUCUGUCCUUGUCAUCUCUGGUGGCUCAGGCGGCGGUUUCUCGCUAGGUAUCGUGGACGCGGUCCUGGCCUCCUCCCCAACCCCAGCUCUACAGAUAAUCUUCGCAACGCGCAAUCAGUCAAUGGCAGAGUGGUACAUCGAGGAAAUCGAGACCCGCAUCUCAACCUCCAAUGCCUCCAGCAGAGGCGGGGACGCCUCCGCCUCGGUUUACGUUACCUCUGCGCAGCAGGAGCAACAGGAACAGCAAGAAGACGACGAGAGCAAACUCCCCUCCACCAAACCUCUCACCAGCAGCAUGUCGCAGAUCGCAGUAACACACGGCCCCCGGCCGGACCUGCCUGCCUUCAUUGCGGGCUGUACGUCUCCAUCCAGCGCGAAAGGUAAGCGUGUAGGCGUCUUCGUCUGCGGUCCGGCGAGCAUGCUGCACGAUGUGCGGAAUGCGGCUGCGCGGGCGCAGCGGGAUGUCCUGGGGGAUGGGGCGGAGGAGGUAUACCUCCACCUAGAGCCUUUUUCGUAA
Messenger RNA from Aspergillus pseudoviridinutans, 1797 nucleotides. Its product is annotated as ferric reductase family protein. Bases 1 to 1797 code for a protein of 598 amino acids. Gene Ontology annotation, biological process: copper ion import; iron ion transport; intracellular iron ion homeostasis. Gene Ontology annotation, cellular component: plasma membrane. Gene Ontology annotation, molecular function: ferric-chelate reductase activity. The record is from RefSeq and is a predicted model, not a curated record. NCBI's taxonomy places the organism in Eukaryota, Fungi, Ascomycota, Eurotiomycetes, Eurotiales, Aspergillaceae. The transcript is spliced from 6 exons.